Paramuricea clavata is the source of this 384-nucleotide messenger RNA. Lineage: Eukaryota; Metazoa; Cnidaria; Anthozoa; Malacalcyonacea; Plexauridae. The record is from the annotation of a GenBank genome assembly.
AUGCUAGAGGAGAACAUCGAGGAAAUCUACGACGACGCCGAGGAGGAAUUUCACCAGGACGUUGUCAACGCAAGCGAUAACCUUGCGGAACAAGCGGAAAGAUUGGAAAGUGAAGGAAAAAUAACCGAACAGGAAAGAAGGGAAUUUGCAGGAAUAACUGCUCCUAAAGGACCGCCGAAGGGAAGAAUCAGACACAUGGACAUUAUAAUGAAGGAAUGGAAAAGUAACCUCGAAAAAGAAACCGACGACGAUAGACGACAGAUAACACAGAGGGCGGUGAACAUUGCCGAACAGCCCAUCGAUGAUGUAAGGCUGGAAAUGGGACAGGUCCUAGGUCGGAAGAGGGAAAACACAGAUACAGGACAACAUCCGAACAAAAUUUGA